AUGAUUCCAAUCACUAAUCAAAUAAUCAUUUAAGUUGUUUCUAAAGAUGAAUUUAUAAGAAGAGAAAAAUAUUCCUUUUUAUUUAACCAGAUUAUUGAAGAUACAUAAACGAAAUAUUGGACAUUUUUUAUUGAUAAAGAAUAUGUUUCAUCAAUUAAAGAUGAUUAAAUUAUUAUGGAAUUAUAUGAAAUGACUAAAGAUAGAUUAGGAUAUCAUGUUCAAUUCUAAUCAUUUGUUGAAUGUUACUACAGCAAAUUAGCUAAUGGACUUGAAAAGGCAACAAAAAAAUGUAUUCAUAAAACCAAUAUUCUUAGCCAUUUCGCCUAAAUUAUGCGUUGAUAUAGGUCUUUAAUGGGACAUGUUGACAAAAGUAAUUAAACACAUAGUUUCUUACUUAAAAUUCACAGACAACAUUUGCUUUGAAAUGGCUGAAAUCGAUCAAAGAAAAGUAACAAUUUCUCAUCAUCUUAGUCAAUUAAUAUUAAAUUAGAAGGUUUUGAUUCUAUAUUUAGAUUUGGUUAAGCUGAGCUUUCAGUGUCAAAUAAUGUUUUAGUUGUCAAAUUAAAUAUUGCCAUGAUGUCAAAUGGAAACUUUUAACAAUUAUUGUAAACACAAAAUAGAUCCAAACUAAACAACAGCGAAAUCAAGGAAUCUAUCGAUAUUUAGGUAUCAUUAUUAUCAUAUAUCUAAAUUAGUAAUAUUUAUUGUCUAUUUUUAAUGAAUAAUAAUUGUCACAAUUAUGA
Paramecium octaurelia is the source of this 743-nucleotide messenger RNA. Lineage: Eukaryota; Ciliophora; Oligohymenophorea; Peniculida; Parameciidae. The record is from the annotation of a GenBank genome assembly.